GUGGAAGAGUUGAUUCAAGACUUAGAGGAGCAGACUGCCAUCUCGAUCGUGGCCAUGGCGUCCACAAGAAGGUCGUUCCUGGCUCUCUUUCUGUUGGUGGUGCUUGGAUCAUCCAUUGCCACAGUUGAGGAAGAGAACUCAGAGUUCUGGAGGUCACAGGCGAGGAAGACACUGCAGGCAGCACUAGACAGGAAGCUGAACACCAACGUUGCCAAGAACAUCCUGUUUUUCCUUGGAGAUGGUAUGGGACUCACAACCCUCACAGCAGCUCGUAUUCUCAAGGGACAGCUGGAGAACCAGCCAGGGGAGGAGACAGUGAUGACCAUGGACACCUUCCCCAAUGUGGGGCUGGCCAAGACCUACAGUGUGGACUUCCAGGUUGCAGACAGCGCAGCCACAGCCACAGCCUAUCUGUGUGGGGUGAAAACCAACCUGAACAUCGUUGGAGUGAAUGCGGCGGGUCGCAACGGAGUAUGCAGAACUCAGAAGGGCAACGAGGUGACGUCCAUCUUGAAGUGGGCCAAAGAUGCUGGCAAGUCUGUGGGCAUCGUAACAACCACGAGGGUGCAACACGCCACCCCAGCAGGCAGCUACGCCCACAGUGCCAGCAGGACGUGGUACAGUGAUGCCGAUAUGCCUGAUUCUGCCAAGACGGACGGCUGCACGGAUAUCUCAUUCCAGCUCAUCAACAACACAGACAUUGAUGUGAUCAUUGGCGGCGGUAGAAAGUACAUGACCCCUACUGGUACCAAGGACCCUGAAUACCCCACAGACUACUUUUCAAACGGUGAAAGAAAGGAUGGGCGUGACCUGAUCAAAGAGUGGCAGAACUUAAAAACUGGGAAGGUUGCCCACUAUGUGUGGAAUAAAGCAGAUUUUGACGCUGUUGACCCUGAAACCACUGACUACCUCAUGGCUCUGUUCGAACCUGGUGAUCUCCGCUACGAGGAGGAGAGGGACCCGAGCAUGGAUCCGUCCAUCAUCGAGACCACAGAAAAGGCCAUCCGCAUCCUACAGAAAAACCCUAAAGGCUUCUUCCUGUUAGUGGAGGGUGGGCGUAUUGACCAGGCUCACCAUGCUGGGCGGGCCUCCAUGGCCCUGCAUGAGGCGGUUGCUUUUGACCGUGCUAUCGCUAAGGGCCUCGAACUCACCAAAGAGCAUGACACUCUCACUGUAGUGAUGGCUGACCACUCUCAGCCUCUUACCUUCAAUGGCUUCCCCUUUCGUGGGAACAGCAUUCUGGGUAAAUCUCCACUGUGGGCAAGUGACAUGUUGCCUUAUACCACGCUCAUGUACGGCAAUGGACCUGGGCACAAAAUCGUUAAUGGCGCACGCCCUGACAUCCGCAAUGUUGACACCAAAUCUAAAGACUACAUCCAGCAGGCAGCUGUCCCCGUAGAUACAACAACCCACAGUGGAGAGGAUGUGGCAGUGCUGGCCCGUGGACCCAUGGCCCACCUCUUCCAGGGUGUCAACGAGCAGAACUAUAUUGCCCAUGCCAUGGGCUACGCUGCCUGCGUGGGUGCUGACCUAAGGCACUGUGAGGGGCAAACUACACCACCUUUGGUUCACAUAACCCUUGAAUAUAACAAGAAUGGGGCCGGAGCAGUUAGUGCCUCAGCAGCUUUGCUCGGUAACUUCCUGAGCGUGCUGUUGGCCAUCACAGUCCUCAUGUAAGAUCAUUUUCUUUGCUGAUCUGAUCUGCAGUCAGAGGUCAGCAUCAUAAAACAGUGCGAAUGGGUUCAGUGAUUUGCUCAAGCACACUUCAACACGGAUGUGCACUAGUGUGGUUUCUUGCACCAGGGUUAUCUUGCAGCCUGCAAAGGGUCGUGAUCGGACAGAGUGAAUCAAGUCACAGAAAUCAUUAACUGACAUAAGGACUGUCACUCCCGCAGUGACUGUAAAGAAUUAUUAUGAAAUGUAAGCUCAUCAAGCAUCUACACUGGCAGUCUGUUGAAUCCCUGGGCUAUACCAAUAAAGCAGUCCUUUCCUAGACAGUUGGCUGAGAGUUUAUUGAUAUAAAUUAUUUAAACAUACCAACGAUCUCAUUUGUUGACAUUUUUGGCUUUAUCAGAAUGACAAAUCUUCAGUAUCUGACCUUGUUUCCACAGUAAAACAAAGAAAAACAAUCCCUCUGCCACAUUUACAUACACACGAGUGAAAGCUUUAAGGGUGGCUGUAGCUCAGGUGGUAGAGCAGGUCAUCAACUGAUUGGAAGGUUGGUGGUUCGAUUCCCGGCUUCCCCUAGUCUGCAUGCCAAAUAUCCUUGGGCAAGAUACUAACCCGAAAUUGCUCUCCGAUGCAUUCAUCGGAGUAUGAAUGUGUGUGAAUGUCAGUUGUGCUUGUACGAAUGGGUGUGAAUGGGUGAAUGCACAAGUUGUGUAAAGCGCUUUGAGUGCUCAGAAGAGUGGAAAAGCGCUAUAUAAGAACUAGUCCAUUUACCAUGAACAAAGCUGAUAUUUUUUGCAUUAUAUUUCACAUUUUUAAACGUGCUACAGAUCAUAACAGGCAGCAUAAUUAAAGAAACAAGUCUACAUUUUGGCAAAAUGUGCUAAAUGGCAUCCUUGAUAAAGGAGUCAGAUGAAUUUGUGUAGAGGCUAAAACAAAACAAACAAACAACAAAAACAAACACAUUACUGAAACUAGCCUUGCUAUCAGCCUUAGUGCUAAGCUAAUGAAAUCUUCUGCUGACUUUAGCUUCUCUCAUCUAAUUCUUGGCUGAAAGAGGAAACACGUAUAUCUAUUAAAAAUAUGAAACUGUUCCUUUCACCUAAGUUCAUAUUUGUGACAAAUGAUCCAUAGAUGUAUUUACUGAAACCUCGAAAUAAAAUGGUUAUUUUGCACUUUGCAAGCACUUUCUGUGAAAUAAAAAAUGGACCGUGAUGUUA
Molecule: messenger RNA, 2888 nt
Organism: Haplochromis burtoni (Burton's mouthbrooder)
Lineage: Eukaryota; Metazoa; Chordata; Actinopteri; Cichliformes; Cichlidae
Gene: alp3
Product: alkaline phosphatase 3
Exons: 11
Coding region: 55-1677 (540 amino acids)
Biological process (GO): dephosphorylation
Cellular component (GO): plasma membrane
Molecular function (GO): alkaline phosphatase activity
Source: RefSeq, a predicted model, not a curated record